This is a messenger RNA of Pecten maximus, 9464 nucleotides long. RefSeq names its product kinesin-like protein KIF26B. NCBI's taxonomy places the organism in Eukaryota, Metazoa, Mollusca, Bivalvia, Pectinida, Pectinidae. The record is from RefSeq and is a predicted model, not a curated record. Gene Ontology annotation, biological process: microtubule-based movement. The transcript is spliced from 17 exons. Gene Ontology annotation, molecular function: ATP binding; microtubule binding; microtubule motor activity. The coding region runs from base 893 to 7756 and encodes 2287 amino acids.
AUUUAAAAUGAUUUACUGUCAUCUUCAGAUCCUCCAUGUAUCAUAAAUUCUAAGCAAACAUAUAUAUUCAUUAGCUUUGGAGUAUGUCUUACGUGUAAAACGGCCGUACAAGAUUUAUUGUACUGACACGAGGUUAUUCCGGAGUACCAGUGCAUAUAGACUUUGGAUUCCCUCUAGGUCUUUGCGCCGUCUGGGUAAUUUGGUGUUGGAGAUUUCGGAUUUAUUCACAAAUCGGUGAAAUAAUGACAAAUCAUGCAAAUGGCAAAGAGGCCUGCAGAAAUCAUACUAUCACGUGUACUUUUCGCGACUAUUUGUCGGUUGCCAAUACGAUCUGACGGCCAAUCACAAGUUGAUGGUGUAUACUAAAUGACUAGAUCAUUAUGGAAAUAAUUUCUGUUCUGACUGCUUAAUGGCAUGCAAAUAUAUGCUAAUGAGCCUAAAAAUUUCGCCUUGGGACCUAUUUACGCUCGGAGGUCAGAUAAACUCUUGUUUCAGAUAUCGUUUUUGUUCUGGAUCUAUAGAGACAAUAUGUUCUAAAUGUGUCGAUACUUGAAGGAGAAACUUAAGGCGAAGCAUUAACAAAUGGUGCUAGGGAUUCCCGCGAGAGAAGCAAUUGACAGUGAGGAAUAUACUCAGCAUCUGUACUCACUUCGCUAGGACAGGUAUAUGGAUGUGUGCCGAAACCUCUUGUCAACAUAUAUUUUGUUUCAGACAAUGUGUUUGAUCUGGAACAACUUACGUGUUCAAGCAGUAAGGAAUGAUACAGAUGCUGAAAAUACCUGAAUCCUUGGUACAAGAUUUAAGUCCAGUGCUUUACAUCGUGGGAUACGACUUCAGAUACAUUUAGUUGAUGUUUUGUUGUUUGUUUUGGUUAUCAUAAAAGUUUACAAACAUGAAAAGUGUACGACAUUCCAGUCAUGGACAGAGACUGACCAGUGACAAUCCUGAGUCGUUGACCAGGCAACUGGACAUAGAGGUAGCUAGAUUGGAUGACAUGGUCCGCGCUAUGGAGAACUUGGAACGUCAGUGUCAGAUUGUAGCGGGUGUCCGGGGUCCCUGUGGUGACCAGGGCUUGAUACAGGAUUUCCGGAAAUGCAAGAUGGAAAAGAAAGGGAAACCUCGGUCGUGCAUCCCCGUGCCUGUCAGUCACUCCCCUGUCAAGGUCACGCCCCCUCCCAUCAUCUGCAGUGACGGUACAGUCACCACCUCACAGAAUGAUACCGAUGGCUACACCGAAACUGUCAGUGUGAAGACGGCUGUGCAUAUGUUCGGUGGCGAGGCAAAAAUCCGAAAACUGCCGACACCGUCUCCAGAUAAAUCCCAAAAGUCUGCCACAGUGAAAGAGCUUCGAGCCAUUAAGGAGGGGUCAGAUUGGGUCAAGCGAGGGGGGCCAUCACUCCACAACGGUGAGGAUAUAUCCAUGGAUUUCACCACCCCCCAGGAACGAGAUAUCAUGGAUUACCCGAUUCGUGGAACGUUCUCACCGCUUACUGACGGAGGCCAAGUUAAGUUCACAGAUGAAAAUGCCACAGAGUUGUCCUUUGUUUUUGGGCGGCCUGCUUCUCCUGUCAAUGAUCGGAGCAUGCAAAGGUGCUUGUCGCCGCCUAGUGGGAGGAAUCAACAGAGGUGUUUAUCGCCGGAAAGUGAACACAACCCCCAAAGGUGUAAAUCUCCUCCGAGCGACAGGGGUCUACAGCGGUGCAUGUCGCCACCUAGUGGUAAGAAUCCACAGAGGUGUUUAUCGCCAGAAAGUGAUCAUGACCCUCUGAGAUGCAAAUCUCCUCCAAGAGACAGGGGCCCACAUAGGGGUUUGUCUCCACUGAGUGAUCGAGGUCCCUCACGCUGUUGGUCACCUCCGUCUCCGGACAGACGUGCCUUGUCGCCUUCCUCCGAUGUUACUCCAGCGAAACGCCCCAGUGGAGUGUAUGAGAAUUCAUUUGUGUGUUCUACCCCAGGUAAAGGAGCUGGUUCUAAGUAUGCCCCAGGGAUAUAUGACAGAGUAGUGGUUCACCUGCCCCCUACAGGCCGGGGUGAGAGGCCCCGCGGAGGGGGGUACUGCCAACACUGUAACAACUGCCUGAUCCACUUUAAGCGUCAAGCCUUCCGCCUGCUUUGCCCAGAGGGAAACAGAGCUGGCCCUAAUAUCAAGACUGCUAAGGAUUUUGAAAGAAUUGCCGAAAAACUUCAAGUGCCUGAAAACUCUCAGAGAUUUCUGAAAAGUGCCCAAUGUGAUGUGUGUAGUACGACUGUGUCAAGUUUAAAGCGAGAAGCCAUUGCUAUGGUACAGACCCUCCAACAUGCCCAGUCCGAUGGUACCGUGGCAACCAACAACCCCGCCCUUGUGGGCGCUGUAAACUUCCAUCCUCAGCAACGAAGUGGCCCUGCCCCAGGAAACCCCCAUGCAAGGUAUAUGAGGCAAGGUAAACAUAUAGGGUACAUGCCUUCGUCACCAGCAGGGGUGUCUCCUCAGCCACAAGCAUACUAUGACCAGCCACCUAGCAAUCGCACCAGUCCAAAGAAAUAUAACCAGAUGAUUGCUGCACGUCCAGCCGGCGGUGACAGCCGGAUGUACACCUCCGAAUUGUACAUGAUGGAGGGUGGACUACCCAACGGUCAUCCUGUGGUCCCUGUACAUGGUGGUGGUGGUCAGCACGACCUUCAACUUCAACAACAACAAUAUGUUCAACACCAGUUACAGAUGCAACAGCAAGCUCAGCUUCAUCAACAGAUGCAGCCUCAGCAACAUAUGGAAGUGGUGCCCCACCCCGGGGGAAUGCACCCAGGGGUCAACAUGGCCAUGCCGUCACACUCCCAUACCCAAGGACACUAUGCAAUGCAGAUGAGCCCCACCCAAGGGAAGCAUUAUGUGACGCCCCCCUACAUGAAUUAUACAGUGCCUCCCCCCCAGCAACAACCCCCGCCCCCUCCAACCUCCCCGUCAACGCCCUCUCUCAGUAGAAUGUCGUCUCCGCCCCCAGCUACAUCAGCAGCAGCUUCAUUCUUCGCCAGGGCAGCACAGAAGUUGAGUAAGAAGAAGAAACGAUUACACCAGCCUCCAGAACCUGAGCCUCCACCGUUUCCAACCAAGUUUUACGAAAUCAUUCGGAUGACCCCUCCCCCAGCUCCACCAUGCCUUUUAAGGAUGGCUGGACGGCUACAGACACCUGGAGUAGGAAAGGUGAAGGUCAUGCUAAAGAUUUGUCCCUCCAAUCAUUACGGAGAACAGGGAAACUCCUUCCUAGCUAUAGACCCCCGCAAAAAACAGGUGACAGUCUACGAUCCUACCGCGGCCGGCUUUACCACUGCUGCCCAUCGCAGGACUGCCACAACAACAGCACCAAAAAUGUUUGCCUUCGAUGCUGUCUUUUCACCUGACGAUUCACAGACUGAGGUGUGCGCCAGCAGCUUAACUGAAAUCAUCCAGGGAGUUGUGAACGGAGCGGAUGGAUGUCUGUUUACUUAUGGCUACUCAAAACUGGGUAAAUCAUAUACAAUGGUAGGCCAGGACCAAUCAGCACAGACAUUAGGCAUUAUCCCUUGUGCCAUCGCUUGGUUGUUCCGUCUUAUCAACGAACAAAAAGAAAAGACCGGAGCACGAUUCUCAGUACGAGUGUCCGCUGUAGAAGUGACCGGAAAAGCUGAGUGCCUCAAAGACCUUCUCUCAGAUGUUGCUGCUGGUGUUGAAUCAGGAAGUGGUACUGCCCCUGGAGUCUACCUCAGGGAAGAUCCAAUUUGUGGAACUCAGCUGGAGAACCAGAGUGAGUUGAGAGCCCCCACAGCAGAACGAGCCACGUACUACCUGGACGCUGCCAUUGCUGCCCGAACAAAACUAGAUGAGGAGGAAAGUCGAUCAUCUCACCUCCUAUUUACAUUACAUGUGUAUCAGUAUCGGAUAGAAAAGGCCAACCAGGCCGGUCUUCCUGGGGUCGCUGGUGGUCGGAGUCGUCUGCACCUCAUUGACCUUGGAAGUUCUUCAAAAUCCAAAGAUCCUGGAAAUGUCUCCCUUAGUCUGUCAGCCCUCGGAAAUGUCAUCAUGGCUUUGCUCAACGGUCAGCGACAUGUACCUCAUAGGGAUAGUAAAGUUGCACAGCUUUUGAGGGACUCGCUGGGAAACAUUUCGUGUAGAACAUGCAUGAUCGCCCAUGUGUCGUCUGCUGUGCCACACUAUAACGAGACUCUACAAGUGAUACAGCUAGCUGCUAAGAUACACAGGAUGCGGAGGCGAAAGACAAAGUUUUCUAGCACAAGUUCAGAUGACAGUUCGACAGAUGAUGGAAGACUGCGGAGACCAUUUCGAGGAUUUCGGAUGGGAACACUUCGUGAGGAUAUUUUAUACACCUCGUCACAUUCAGAUCCGGACUAUACCUCAAGUAGUGAGCAGUCUUGUGAUACUGUUAUUUACGUAGGGGCAAAUGGCCAGUCGCUUAGCGACCGGGAACUUACUGAUCAUGAGGGACCACCAAGAUCGGUUCCUAGAACCAACCCUCGGUUGCCAAGGCGACCAGGAGGGUCAAGGUCGUCGGGUGAUGAGGGGUCAAAUUCUGACAGUGGAAGGAGCCAUCACUCAGACUUUCGCAUUAGAAAACCAAACAUGGGAAUGAGUAUAGAAGGUGCUAAUCUGGCCAGAAUGCCUUCUCGGAUGUCAACACCAGUCAGGGAAUUAUCAGCAAGUGCAAAUGAGCAUGCUCAGUCACCACCCAUGUCUCCAAGUAUUGGAGGGGUGCAACUACCUCGGAAAGCUAAUGUUAGGACCAAAUUGGUCCAGAAAGCCGAGGAUGGUUCUGGAAGUGCUAAUAAAGUGGACAAGAUAGCCUUGUCAACACGAACAGCAGCCAUGAAUACUAAAAUGGCAAGUGGAAGUGAACAAUCAUUUCGAUCGGAACAAUGGGUAGAUGGUCCUGGGGUGGCCAUCUAUCCAGACACUCCCAAAACAGGGGAACAGUGGGUCGAUGGACCACAGGCUUUCGUCCAAAAACAGGAACAAAACAAGAAUAAACAUCUUUACAACCCCAAAAUGGAUGCUGAAGAACAGUGGGUUGAUGGACCCAGAGAAAUGAUGCAGGACUCUGAUCACAAAGAAGGGCGGAAGGGAUCUGGGCAUGGGAGAUCUGAUCGCAAGACACAUUCGCGCGAACAUUCUCGUGACCAUUCACGAGAACACUCCCUGGAACCCAAAGGAUCAUCACCAAGCCAUGGUCCAAAGUCUGGGGUCAAGGCCAAACACCCGGCCAGCUGUGAGUUAAAAGAACGCCCCGACAGCAUGGCUAGUGCUGAUAGUUCAGCAUCGAUGACAGCUCAAGCCGCAGACUCGAGGCCAACAAGCAUGCACAGCUCUAGUGCAAUAGACACUGAACAAUUGAAGGUUGAUGAAUCGGGUCAACCAAUCAAACCCUUUGUUAGAGACUGGGUAGAAAAACAUAGUGCUUUGAAAGCCGAGGGGAAAAUGGAAGAUGUCAGUAUAGGCUUAAUUGUGAAUUCUGAUAACCAAGUUAUUGGUAAUUUAGAAACUUCCAAUACUGGAACAUAUAAGCGGCCUAAACCAGAAGCACGGAAAAAGAUCCGUUCUUCCACGCCAAAACAAUCUCCACACCACUCGCCACGAAAUUCACCGGCAAUUGGAAGAAAAGGUACUAAACCUACUACUGAGUCCACACCAAAAUUACAAAAAUCUCAGUUACCAGGUAAUGCCAAUCCAACACAUAGAGUCACAGAGUGGCUCCGAUCUGUUUCUAUGGAACAGGAAAUGGAGGUUGAAACACAGGGACAUUGUGCUAAUAAAAAGUCAUCCGACAGGACUCUCAACACGUCCAUGGAUGUAUCAUCCUGUAGCAGUCUGCAGGACACAACUAUGGAGUCCGAUUUACAUAACCAGUCUGGAUGUAGUGCUGAUGGACAGCCUGACGAAAUGGCAGAGUGCAAUAUUGCGGACAUCAGUUUUGACAGCAGUGUGGACACUACAGAGUUUAGUAAUGUCAUAUUGUCAAACCGAGAAUCCAUGUACGAAAUUCAAAUGGAUGAACAAUUAGAGAGAAGUGCUGAAAAAAGUACGAGUGAUGUGGCAGACGAUGAAACAUUCAGUAGUGUGUCGUGCAAUAAGGACAAUGAAUUAACAGAGGGGGAGGACGAAGCUAUGGAGGAUGAACCUAUACUCCUCCGAGCCGAUGGAAUGCCUCAUUCGUCAACCAUAGAAAGUAUCAAAACUCUCCUAGCAGAGCCAGCGGUUUCUAAUGAACAACUGGUGUGUGAGAAGCUUUGCAGUUUCGAGUGUCCACCGUCAGACUUGGGGGAUGAAGAUACCCCGUGUGGUAGUAUGAAUCAACCUCUUCUUAGGAAACCAGACGGGGCAUCAAAUCCUAAUUUAAUUAACGAACUCAAUUUUGAAAGAAAAAUGGAUGGUGAUUUUGUGCGAGGGGACUAUAUCAUCAACACUGUUCACACAAUUAGUGCUAGUCAACCAAGAAUGGACCUGGAUGCCAAAACUAUGAAAAACGCUACCUCAAAAUAUGCAAGUUUGCCGAAACACAGUGAGGCCCUUACUAAAGCUCUAGAGGGUCUGGGCAAAGAGUUAUGUGAUUCAAAGCGAUGUACAAAAUCAAAACCACCCCUUCCAUCAAAACCUUCAUCAAAGUCAUCAGUGCAUAGCCCAAGUCCAUCUCGCCAAAGCCCAACAAAAUCUGGUGGCUUGAAGGAAAAGGAUAUAUCAACGAGUCCAAAAUCUGUGAGUUCCACGUCAAGUAAGAACUCUUCCAUUCCUAUGGGUGGUACCAGUCGUGGUCGCAGUGACAAAGAAAAAUCUGUGCGAUUACAAUCUGUGUCUUCAUCCUCGUCACAGCGAUCCUCAUCUGUACCUGUCACCAGUAGCCCAUCAAGUACAUCAACAAUUCGGAGCACUUCUUCUAAAUCAUCAAAAUCGCAAUCACCACUCAGCAGUCGUCUGCCGAUUUUCUCCUCUUGCAAAAAUACACGAAAAGGAAACAAGGACAACCAUAGUAGUAAGUUAGGCAAUGGUAGGAUUUCUGAACUCAAUCGAAGCUCGAGUCGUGGAACAGACUCAGAUAGUGGUAAUGAUAGUGGUAUAGUGACCAACGAAAAGAAACUGUUGUCCCCAUAUAGUACAGUGACCAAACCACGGACACCCAGUCACUCCAGUAGUGGUCACGGUAGUGACAAUAGCAGUACAGUGAGUGCUGAGCUACGAUCACAACUUGGAUGUAAGUCAGACAAAAUUCAUGGAGGAACAAGCAGUGGAUACGAAAGUAUGUUACGGGACAGCGAAGCCACAGCCUCAUCAUCAGCUCACGAGGAUAGCAACAGCGAGUCUUCUAACGAGAAAAAGAAAGGUUCACGACGAAAAAGACCAAGUUCCCGUAGAAGUCGCUCCGUUCCUGCAAGAACAUCAGAAAGUCCUGAAAACCGGAAACAGAGUCCAUCAGGAACACUUAAGACAAGUCCUUCUCCGAAGGCUUGGGUGGACACCAGACAAAUACAGAAGAUCAAGGAGGAACCAUUUGAAAUCAAACGCUAUGAUGUUGUUGACGUUGAAAGGCUCGGGCGACGUAGGGCUGAAGAUGAGGGAAAAGAAAUGGAACAGAGAAAAGAAAAGCUGAAGGAAAUUCUCUCCCGACAAGGUCAGCUGAAGCCCGAUAGCCCGGACAUGAAGGACCAGAUUCUAAUGGAACAACAUGGAUGGAAGUUUGACUGUAAAUUCCUAAUGUGUUUUUCGUGUCGAUCCAAGACCAAGAAAACAGAUGUGUAAAUGUUUUGUUGUCCAACGUGACUCCUAAAUUGUCUUGUUUACUGGGUAGUGCAGACCGAGAUAUAUCCAGUAACAUUGGACGGUAUUAUACCAGACCAUGUAAGUGGUCCAGUGACAUUGGACGGUAUUAUACCAGACCGUGUAAAUGGUCCAGUGACAUUGGACGGUAUUAUACCAGACCAUGUAAAUGGUCCAGUGACAUUGGACGGUAUUAUACCAGACCGUGUAAAUGGUCCAGUGACAUAGGACGGUACUAUACCAGACCAUGUAAAUGGUCCAGUGACAUUGGACGGUAUUAUACCAGACCGUGUAAAUAGUCCAGUGACAUUGGACGAUACUAUACCAGACCGUGUAAAUGGUUCAGUGACAUUGGACGAUACUAUACCAGACCAUGUAAAUGGUCCAGUGACAUUGGACGAUACUAUACCAGACCGUGUAAAUAGUCCAGUAACAUUGGACGGUACUAUACCAGACCGUGUAAAUGGUCCAGUGACAUUGGACGGUACUAUACCAGACCGUGUAAAUGGUCCAGUGACAUUGGACGGUAUUAUACCAGACCAUGUAAAUGGUUCAGUGAUCAUCGAGACCCAACUACAGUAUGUGAGGUUGAUGGGGUUUAUCUGUGCUACUUUACACAACCCUAAUUUUUGCAGUAUACUAGUAAAUAUGCCAUGUUGGUUUCAACUGCUGACUCUACAAACAAAAAAUUGCAAUAAUGUAAAAGAUGCAAAUCAAAAUUUGUGAAAUGGAUUCAUUUUUUCAUUGUAUACAUCAAAAUCAUGCAAGCACAUUCAUUUCUUUAUAUUUUGCAAAAACUUUCUUCAUUUGGAGACAAAUGAUAUCCUUACUAUGUCAAAUUUUGUAAUGAGUUUUGUAUAUUUUUUAUAUAUUUUGAAUUUGCAUAUGUCAUUUUCCGUGGAUCAUUUGAAUAUUAAUUUGUGUUAUUUUAAGAGGUGCUUUGCCAAGAAAGAAAUGGUACCUGGACAAGGCGUGUCUUACCUCACUGCCAAACAGAUUAUUUCAUUGUAAUUCUUACUUGUGUGGGUGUCCAAAUCUGCCUUAAAUUUAAUCAAUUCUUUAAUAAUUAAUGAUUUAUUUUUACAGUAAUAUCCCAGGUCUUGUAUUCAUAUUCUUAUCAUUAAAAUCAGUUUCAUUUUAUUUAAUUAUUGUGAUAAUAAUUUUCAAAGGAUUCAACAGUUUAACAUUGCAUACAAUUUUUUACAUGAUUCCAAAACAGAAAGAAGAAAUGUUAAAUAACUGUUCAGCAAGUAUCAUCUAAUUAAAUCUACUGCCAGCUUAUGGUCGCAAUAUGCAAUUAAUGACAGGUGUAAGCUACUUUAAACGGUGCAGACUACUUCAUACAGUUCAAUUACUGUGAGAUUCCCGGACAUUAAUUCUGGUUUAAUAUGCACCAUAUGUUUCAUUAUGCAUCGGCACGGACAAAAACUGCUGAAAAAGGCCGCACUAUUCACAUUAAUAUACAGACUGGUAUAAAUAGAGUACUGUAUUGAGCUUAGUCAGUUGGUUUGGUGUAUCUAUCAUUAUUAUCAGAUUUUUAUCAAGUGUAUAUUAUUGAGACCAUUCAGUACCCUGUACAAUGCUUGUGUAUUAUUUAUUUGUACAUUUUCUCUCCUACAAGACCAAAUAGAAUUAUUAUGUUAAAUAGAUCAUUAAUGUCAAAAUAGACAAAAUAUAUUUGUAAUAUUUA